AUGGCGUCCUCGGUGGCUUCGACGUCCAAGAAGCGCAAGUCGAGUACAGGACAAGCGAUCGCGGUCGCUUACCACCGUCCUGAACGGGGCCAAGUCGCUCCCAUUCUAGGUCAGUUUCCGAGCAGCGCACUGUCUGAAACCCCCCCUCCUCGUGGUGGACGGGCUGGCUCACGCCCAUGUCGAUCACCCAACCCAGGCAUGUUCCCCUCGACUCGACCGUCGUCCUCCACCCCCUUUGACCUCUACACGCCGGACGGUCAACCGCCUUCGCUCAGCUCAGCUCACCUCGUCGUCGCCGAGACGGACGCGAUCGAAUUCGAGUCGACCACACGGCACCAAGCCCAGGUGCGCCUACUCGACGCCUCCGAGGAAGCCGCCUCCUAUUCCCAGUCGCGCUUGGCCGAACCCGAUUCCGCGCAAUACCUCAUCGGCAUCCACGACCCUCUCACCAACUCUCUCGUCCUCCACCCGGCCCCCUUGCACAUCUUUCACCCCACCAUAAAGUCCCUCAAACCGCUCCCCCAUGACCCUUCCCAUCCCUCCGCGUCGUCCCUCUUCUCCGCGCAACGUGCAGCGUUGGGAGCCACGUUCGGCACCAAGAAGGCACAGCGUCAACUCAACGCCCAAGAGAGGAACAAGCUCUCCGAAUCGAGCUACGGCGACUCGGUCCGCUCCAAGCACCUCCAAUCCCAUCUGCAGCAAACGAUCGUCCACAACUCGGCGAGUCUACCCGAUCGUGCACAGAUCGAAUUGAAGGCGAAUGUCGAGAGAGCGACCAUUCCGAGGUUGUAUUUGCACGCGGCCAAGGUCGACGAUGUCUAUCCACUCGACGGGAUCGUCUCCAAGAACGAAUUGGCUUCCAUCGGGAUCGAGAGCUUUGUCGACGCUCUGCCCCCCAUCGAAGAAGAACCUGUCGAAGAGGAGGAGGAAGACCCAUCGCCGGAAACACCCAACAGUGCAAACCCUCGCCGACGGACCACCCACUCCAAACGCUCGGAUCCCCUCAAAACCCGUCUCUCGUUCCUUCCCUUUCGCAAAAGUCGCUUCGUCAACGAUCGCGUUCGCCGCCUCCUCUCCUCCCACUCCGAAGACGUCGCCUCGUCAAUCCGACUCGGAAAAAAAGACAAGGAGAAACUGCGUCUCUUGGUCUAUCUUUCGAUCCUCUUGCAAUUCCGUCAAACGACUCAAUUCGGAGGCACGGCUUCUCUCGCCCGGCCUAAACUUACCGAACGUCUAGGUCCUCUCUUCUCUUCGCCCAUCAUCAUCGAUGGUCUGUUGGAAAAAUUCACCGAAUCGCAUCGCGGUGGUUUGGGCGGCGGUGCGGAACAGGUCAAGAUGACGAGUACGAUGGAGACCAAGCUCUUGUCGUUCGUGUUGGUCUUGUGCCUCAGAGUUGAUAGUUAUGCGACCGAUGUCGGCACGAUCGCGCACGAUCUGGGCACCGGCGCAAAGAGGUAGGCACACCUCGCAUAAGCUUGGCUCUUCCUACAAUCAACUGACACGCUCCCCUCUUCACUCAGGGUUGGCGAGGUUUUCCGUUCCCUCGGCUGUCAACUCCUUACCCCUUCCCCUGCCGAAAGGGAACGUCUCCUCGCCGCCAAAAUCGUCAAGACCAGUUCCGAAGCGAGGAGUAGGAAACAGGCCGUGUUGAGGAUCCCGCUCGAGUUCCCGCAGGAUAAGAGGACCGUGAACAAGCAAUGA
Molecule: messenger RNA, 1701 nt
Organism: Microbotryum saponariae
Lineage: Eukaryota; Fungi; Basidiomycota; Microbotryomycetes; Microbotryales; Microbotryaceae
Source: the annotation of a GenBank genome assembly